AGUACCAAAAAUUUAGAAAAAGACAUAAACCCUUGUUGGACUUAAGUUGAUGCUUUGUCUUGAGACCACUGCCGUGACAUCAGAAUAUUCAUUCAUAAUCCCUGCUGUCUCUCGAAACAUUUCCCUGCGGUCUGCUCUCUCUUACAACAAUUUCAGAGACAUCAGAACUGAUCUCACUUCGGAUAUUUCCAAGAUGUUUUCCUUUCGAUCUUUUCGGGAUUGGGUUCAUCAGGCAAUUAACAUCAUUCUCUCCUACACAAUUCUUUUAUGGUAUGCGAAGAUUUUCCGUCCAACUUCUUUUGUUGCAGCUUCUACCAUGAGUGAUUCCAUAAUCCCUCUUCUUCCCAAUGAAAUCACAACAGAAAUCUUGUUAAAGCUGCCCCCGAAGUCGUUGUUGAAAUUCACUUCUGUUUCAAAAUCAUGGCUUCAACUAAUAUCUAGCCCUGAUUUUGUGAAAAACCAUAUGAAAUUAACAGCUAAUGACAAAGGAUGCAGCCAUCAUAGAGUUCUAUUUCGACGCCUCAAAACAAAUUUCAAAUUUUGUAGUUUCUCUUCCUUGUUUCACAAAGAACAAACCAUUGAGCUACUUGACAUGGAUUCUCCCGUCGAAAACCCCUUUUUUUCUACUAGUGUUGUGGGAUCUGUGCAUGGAUUGAUUUGUUUGUUCACUCAGACAAGGGAAGGAUUUUUAUGGAAUCCUACAACUAGAAAGUGUAAGGAAUUACCUAAGUUACAAGUUAAAUUGACAUGGGAUACCUCUUCUUUCUAUAACUUUUAUGGUUUUGGAUAUGACGACUCUCGUGACGAUUAUAAAAUACUAGUUAUCGAUUAUUUAGGUAAAAUUUCCACUCUGAGGACUGUGGUCAACAUUUACAGUUUGAGGACUGAUUCUUGGAGAACAGUAGAUGAGCUUCAGGGCAUCUUUCUAGCAAAUUAUUUGGGUAAAUUUGUCAAUGGGAAGCUUUAUUGGGUCUCGUCUACUGGUUAUAGUAAUCACGAAGUGGGCAAUGUCAUUUCUUUUGAUUUAGCAAACGAGACAUGGGGAAAGUUGGAGCUUCCCAUUUGUGGAGAAGUCGAUUCUCAUUUCAAACUGGGAGUUGUGGGAAGUGAUCUUUCUUUGCUUUAUACUUGUCGUCUAGGUGUUACUACUUCUGAUGUGUGGAUUCUGAAGGAUUGUGGAGCUAAUGUAUCUUGGACAAAAUUGUUCACUAUCGAAUAUCCUCUAAAUGUUGUACUAUAUGUGUAUUCUCCACCCACUCACACAUUCUCUAUACAAUUUCGCGAGUCAAAUAAGGGUGAAAUUUUACUUUUGCUUCCCCAAGUUAUCAUGAUAUGUGAUGGUUCAACCAGACAACUAGAGGUUGUGGAUAAAUUUGAGAAGUGCACUGCUGUUGAAAUCUAUGUCGAAAGCCUAGUUGAUCCUGUAUUCAUAGCUGACCAGGAACCUCAUAACCACGGAACUUCACAAUCACUUAGCUGAUAACUUGUAAGAGUUUUGCUUAUUUUAGCUGGUAUGCUCUUUUUACGCUUCUUUUUUUUUGUCAGAUAUACGACAAGGCAUUGAAUAUAUUCUUUCCUGUUAAGAUGAGAGAACAUUGAAUUAUAUAUAUUCCCAUUAAUCUUAGUUUCUCGUAUAGCUUGUAGUU
Molecule: messenger RNA, 1646 nt
Organism: Lycium barbarum (goji berry)
Lineage: Eukaryota; Viridiplantae; Streptophyta; Magnoliopsida; Solanales; Solanaceae
Product: F-box/kelch-repeat protein At3g23880-like
Exons: 1
Coding region: 50-1480 (476 amino acids)
Molecular function (GO): protein binding
Source: RefSeq, a predicted model, not a curated record